AUGGCCAAGAAAACCUAUGAUCUUUUAUUCAAAUUGUUACUUAUUGGAGAUUCUGGAGUUGGGAAAACAUGUGUUUUGUUCAGGUUUUCUGAUGAUGCCUUUACCACGACAUUUAUUUCAACUAUUGGUAUUGAUUUUAAAAUAAAAACGGUAGAAUUGCGUGGAAAAAAAAUUAAAUUACAAAUAUGGGAUACUGCUGGACAGGAAAGAUUCCACACAAUUACUACAUCUUAUUACAGGGGGGCCAUGGGAAUAAUGUUAGUGUAUGACAUAACAACAGAAAAAAGUUUUGAAAAUAUAGUUAAAUGGUUACGAAACAUAGAUGAACAUGCCAAUGAAGAUGUUGAAAAGAUGAUAUUAGGAAAUAAAUGUGAUAUGGAAGACAAAAGAGUCGUCAGUAAAGAAAGAGGAGAAGCCAUUGCUCGGGAACAUGGAGUUAGGUUUAUGGAAACAUCAGCGAAGGCCAAUAUAAAUAUUGACAAAGCUUUUAGUGAACUGGCUGAAGCUAUUUUGGAAAAAACAUCAGGAGUGAGUGUGGAGCCAGUGGACAGGGUUACAGUUGACAGACGGACGGAUCGACAAACUAUUAAGUGCUGUUAG
Nezara viridula (southern green stink bug) is the source of this 600-nucleotide messenger RNA. NCBI's taxonomy places the organism in Eukaryota, Metazoa, Arthropoda, Insecta, Hemiptera, Pentatomidae. The record is from the annotation of a GenBank genome assembly.